Messenger RNA from Erpetoichthys calabaricus (reedfish), 1211 nucleotides. Its product is annotated as odorant receptor 131-2-like. Lineage: Eukaryota; Metazoa; Chordata; Cladistia; Polypteriformes; Polypteridae. Gene Ontology annotation, molecular function: G protein-coupled receptor activity. The record is from RefSeq and is a predicted model, not a curated record. Bases 15 to 1034 code for a protein of 339 amino acids. Gene Ontology annotation, biological process: G protein-coupled receptor signaling pathway. The transcript has a single exon. Gene Ontology annotation, cellular component: membrane.
ACAAAGGCAUUUAAAUGAACAAAUCUGAACAUAUGGUCACAGUGGCCCUCAGCAAUGAUGAACUUUUUUUCAAAAAUUACACCUCUUUUGAAGCAAAGGCUGUUAUUAAAAUGUCAGUUCUGCUUUUUCUCUGUGUACUAACUAAUUGUUUUAAUGGAAUACUGAUCUACUGUUACUUCAGAUACCCUAUUUUUAUGGAGAACUCACGCUAUGUGCUCUUCAUUCAUAUGGUGUUUAAUGAUUCAUUUGAGUUAACCAUUGGUUUAACAAUGCACAUCUGGCUUGAAGCCACUCCUUUAAUGCUAGUUCCAGUGUGCUAUACUCUUCUGGUGAUAGCUGUCUCCUCCACCUUAAACAACCCAAUAAAUCUGGCACUCAUGGCACUUGAACGCUACAUUGCCAUUUGCAAACCACUACACCACCCAAAAUUUUGCACCUUUUAUCGAUGCAUUGCAAUUUUAGGACUGGCUUGGGUGAUAAGUGCCAUCCCAGCAAUCACUGACCUCAUCAUUGUCUUCUGUGUGGAACCCUUGAGCUUCUUCAGAACUUCAAUGUACUGUGUCCGUGGAAGUUUAUUCAGAGCCCCUUUUCAAGAACAGAACAGGCUGAUUACACAAGUGAUAUUGUUCACUAGUGUGACUCUCAUAAUUAUUCUCACAUAUAUACAGAUUGUUUCUGCUGCUCGGUCAGCAAGCCUCUCCAAAAAAUCUUCAGCCAAGAAAGCUUACAACACUGUUUUGCUACAUGGCAUACAGCUCAUGCUUAGCAUGCUUGCUUUCCUUGCUCCUCUAACUGACAAUCUUAUCUGGAGUCUGCCAAACCAGUACCAGAAAGACCUCUCCUUUUUCAGAUACAUUAUAGCAUAUGUCAUUCCAAGAUUAUUGAGCCCCCUUAUCUAUGGAAUUAGGGAGGAAAACUUUAGAAAACAUCUGAGAGAAUGCUUGCCAGGUUGGCUAAACAAUAUCAGGCCUCUCAAUUUAAACAUAAUAGUGAAGCCAAGAGGAAAGAAAGACAAGAGAGUGAGAGCAAGUUAGCAAGUUAAGGUGUCCUACUUCAUAAAAAUGCAUUCAUCCUCUCAGGCUUUUUCACUAUAAGGGAAAGGUAGUCUUUUAAUGGAAGAAGAUACAAAGAUUCACAGAUAUGUUUUUAGUUUAAAAGGUAAUAAAGUGCUUUAACUACCAUUUAGAAUAUCAUUAAGUGACCCACACUGA